CCGAAACACCAAACAUAUCCAAACUUCUAACAAAAAAUAUUUAUUGGACAUUAAUAAAAAGGGUGCAAAACAGAAACCAAACAAAACAAGAACGUUAUUUCAGCUUUGCUCUUUUUCUCUGUAUCUCUUCGUUGAACUAAUCGAAUUGGGUUGUCAUGAUACGAUGUAGUCGUUUUCGGUUGAAAGGGUGGCAGCAGGCUGCUGUUGCAGUUGGUUCUGCAGUUGGUGCAUUGUUAGAUCCUCGAAGAGCAGAUCUUAUUGCUGCUUUGGGUGAGACGACGGGGAAACCAGCUUUUGAUAGGGUUCUUGAAAGGAUGAAGAAGAGUCCUGAAGGCAGAGAAAUACUGUUGGAGCGACCUCGUGUGAUCUCUACAAAUGUGGGGCAUGCAUGGGACCUGCCUGACAACACUUUUGGUGCUGCAUACGCAAGGUUCAUGGGAUCUAGGAACUUUUCACCAGAUGAUCGCCCACCAGUGCGAUUCAUGGAAACUGAAGAGUUAGCAUAUGUAGCUAUGCGUGCUCGUGAGGUGCAUGACUUCUGGCACACCCUUUUUGACCUUCCAACAAACCUGAUCGGAGAAACAUCACUAAAAGUGAUCGAGUUUGAACAGAUGCUACUCCCCAUGUGUUUGAUGUCUGUGCUAGGGGGUACAGCAAGGUUUAGUGACAAGCAAAGGAGCUUAUUUUACCAGCAUUACUUCCCAUGGGCGCUUAAGGCUGGAGCUCGUAGCACAGAUCUUAUGUGUGUUUACUAUGAAAAACAUUUUCAUGAGGAUUUGGAAGAUGUUCGUCGUAAAUGGGGAAUAAUUCCAGCUCCACCUCCUCCAAGACCAAAUGCAACAAUAGCUGUACCUCUUUGAAGAGGAAUUGAAACUAUUAGACUUUCCUGCAAUUUGCUCUAUACGAACAAACGUAGAUAUCUAUAUAUGAGUGUAGUAACACAAACCUUUUAAGGUUUUUGUGAGUUAUUUUCUUUUGUUCUCAUUUUCAUUUGUACUUGUUAGUUUGUGGGAUGAAAUGCUCUUUUUAUCACACCAUUGUUAUAGAACCAACCAAAUACUUGCUGUGAAACCAU
This is a messenger RNA of Solanum stenotomum, 1075 nucleotides long. RefSeq names its product ubiquinone biosynthesis protein COQ4 homolog, mitochondrial. The transcript is spliced from 3 exons. The record is from RefSeq and is a predicted model, not a curated record. Gene Ontology annotation, cellular component: mitochondrial inner membrane. The coding region runs from base 156 to 860 and encodes 234 amino acids. Lineage: Eukaryota; Viridiplantae; Streptophyta; Magnoliopsida; Solanales; Solanaceae. Gene Ontology annotation, biological process: ubiquinone biosynthetic process.